Molecule: messenger RNA, 5281 nt
Organism: Drosophila takahashii
Lineage: Eukaryota; Metazoa; Arthropoda; Insecta; Diptera; Drosophilidae
Gene: tn
Product: tripartite motif containing protein thin
Biological process (GO): protein polyubiquitination; proteasome-mediated ubiquitin-dependent protein catabolic process; negative regulation of translation
Molecular function (GO): ubiquitin protein ligase activity; metal ion binding; translation repressor activity
Source: RefSeq, a predicted model, not a curated record
CAUUUUCAUUUCUGGCACGCUCGCGAGUGGACGUGCGGACCGAUACGCCGAUAAUAGCUAUAGCCCAGUUCGAUUCCCAUCCACCUAUAUAUACCUAUACCAAUAUAUAUAGAUAGUGCAUAUAGCGAGGUGUAAAGAUCUGUCCAUAGAUCUUUCACCUGUCGCGCAGUGCGUGAGGGUGCGAAAUAUAUGCGAAAGGCACCAGUAAUCGCGUCGCGAGUGUUGGUUUAAUCCGAGGAAAAUAGAUAUCGAACCUCAGUUUGAGAGUGAAGUCAGUGAAAGUCCUUUUUGCCGCCAAGGCAUGCGAAUAAAUUUGCAAAAGUUACGCGAACCAUCGGCAAAUAGGAGAAACCAACGCAACCAGCAGAGUUAACAGCCAAAGGAACAGGCCCCGUUCAAGGGUGCCUCGGAUACCGUAGUCAAAAAGAAAACAAAACAAAAGAAGACAGCAUCACUAAGCUGAGCCAUGGAGCAAUUCGAGCAGCUGCUGACGUGCUGCGUCUGCCUGGACAGGUACCGCAUCCCCAAGCUGCUGCCAUGCCAGCACUCCUUCUGCAUGGAGCCCUGCAUGGAGGGACUGGUGGACUAUGUGCGACGCCAGGUAAAAUGCCCGGAAUGUCGUGCCGAACACCGGAUACCCUACAACGGCGUGCAGGCCUUUCCCACGAAUGUCACCUUACAGCGCUUCCUGGAACUGCACAUCGAAAUCACCGGAGAGCUGCCCGAUCCCACUUCAGGUCAAAUUAUGGAGCGCUGCGGCGUUUGCUCGGAAAAGGCCUAUCUGUCCCACUGUGCGCACUGCGAGAAGAAGAUCUGCGAGGACUGCAAAAGUGCCCACAUGGACAUUCUGCGGCGAGAGAUUACGCGAUUCAAUUCACAGAUCCGUCGCAGCUUGCACCGACUGCAGGACUCGCUGGCGAUUAUCGAGAAGAACACCAUGAGCCUGCAGACGAACGCCAUCAGUGUGACGGAGGAGAUCGAUGAGAUAUACCAGCGGAUCACGAAGGCCAUCAAGGAUCGCUCCGACCAGCUGAAGGGCGAGAUCGAUCGCUACUUGGCCGUGGAGCUGCGCAACCUGACCACCCUGAAGGAGAAUCUCGAUCUGGAGAUCACGAACAUCAGCAGCAACUGCGACACGGUGGACAAGUACAUGAACGAGACUGUGGAGUGGGAUGACUGCGAGCUGAUGGACACCAAGGAGAUCUUCCUGAAGACGGUUGAGUUCCUGCGUCACUUCGAGUAUGAGAACAACGACUACAGUCGGCGGGUGCGGUUCCUGGUCUCCAUAGACCCCAAUCAGCUGGUGAUGAACCUUGCCACCUUUGGUGACCUGAACAUAGCCCCCCACUCGACGCCCAGUGGCGGUUCGGUGAGCAGUUCCCACCUGGCGCCGCCGAGCACCUUGCAACCGGGCCUGAUGCGCUCGAAGAGCGAUCACCGGCUGGCCACCCAGUUCCGCCAGCAGGAGGAGCGCAGUGGCUACAACGAUGAGCCCGUGCUGGGCGGCCGCAAAUUCGGCGAACGCCCGCAGCGCAGCGCCACCCAGGCGAACAACGAUCGCUAUGGCCGUGGUGGUGGUGAUUACGACUACGAGAAUGACUACGACAACGAGGGCUCCUCGGGCAGGGCGGGCAAGUCCUCCCGCUUCCGCUCCCGAUUCGUGAGGUCCCACCAAAACGAUGACUCCGACAGCGAGCAGCAGCAGCAGCAGCGGCAGCAGGAGCUCAAGGAGCGCAAGGAUCGUGUCCUGGACAGCGAGGAUGUGUCGCGCGGCCAGCUGAGCGGCAUCAUUCGAUUGAGCGACUGCUCGCGCGUCGUCCAGCGACUGGCCGACAUUGGCAAGGAGAAGAAGGAGAAGAAAUCCGAUGCAGCGGCAGCGGCCCAAGCGGCCGUUCAAGCCGCCAUUCAGGCCCAAAAGGCGGCCAUGCAGCGGCAGCAGCAGAAGAAUCAGCAGACUGCCGCCGACGAGGAGGAGUUGGCACGCCAGAAGCGCAAGAAUGCGGCAGCAUCCUCAUCAUCAUCGGCAGCUGGAGCAGCCACGUCGACGUCAUCGGCGGGUGGCGACAACGCCAGCGAUCAGCGGGUGGCGGCUCUGAAGAAUCGAGGCGGCGAAGAAAGCGACGGCAGCUCCAAUCAGGCGGCGUCUCCAGUGCGUAACAGUGCGGCCUCAACGACGCGAGCCGAGGUAAGUGUGAAUGAGGCAAAUACAGAAGAAGAAGGCGUGGCCAGUGAGAGCAGUGACAGCGAAGAAGAGGAGGAGGAGGAGGAUGAGGAGGAAGAAUCGGUAGAGGAGGGGGCAGAACAAGCUGAAGAAUCUGUAGAAGGGGCUCCUAGGGAAUUGCUUAAUCCCCCAGAAGAAUCUCUGCAGCCCACGUCUUCCGAAGUAACAGAGGAGGAAGAAUCGUCCUCCGAGUAUGAAGAAGUAACAGCCACCGAAAGUGAGGAAGAACAGGAUGAGGGCGAGGAAAGAGUGGUUGAAUCGGAGAAUCAGAUCCUACCAGUGAUCAAUGUACUACCACCCGAUAAUGAUUUAACGCAAAAAGCAGAAGAAAUCCCAGUAGAUCACAUAAGCAGUCAGCAACCGUUGGAAGAAACAGAUAAAUCUACUGAGGAGAGCCCAGAAGAAGAAGACGAUGAAGAUGAGUACACAGAAGAAGAAAUUGAGUCGAAGCCGCCCGUUUCCGCUCAAGUGGCAGCGGUGAAGAAGACCCAGCGAUCUGGUAGCAGUGACAGUAGUGCCUCCACCGAGAGCUCAGCCAGUUCGGCGGCAGCAGCGGCUGUGGCAGCCACAUCCGCUUCUGCGGCGGCACCUGCAACAUCCGGUGGUGGCAGCAGCAACAACUCGACGAGUCAAAGUGCCAAGGCGCCCAGUUCAUCUAGGUAUUCGAGUGCCAGGGACACCACGGCAGUGCCGGAAAAGAAGCCCUUCGUCAGCCGAUUCCUGCCGCAGCACAGUACCGCCAAUGCCUCUAAUGGUUCGGCGGACAAGAAGAAGGCCGAGUCCAGCUCGAGCAGCGAGGAGGAGACCAGCUCGGAGUCCGAGUCCGAGUCGGAGCCGGAGACCAAGGCGAAGACGAGUGCCACCAGCAGUACGACCAAUACCAAGUCCACGCCCAGUAGUGCCGCCAGUUCGACAACGGCAGCGAGCAGCUCCACCAGCGGUGGAUCCUACCGGGAUCGCCUGGAGGCCCGCAGGGCUUCGCGGGACGACAGCUCCUCGACGGCGGCGGGGCGCAGCAGCUAUGCCACGCCCUCGAGCAGCGGCUAUGGGAGUGGCAGCGGCACCACCAGCGGACGCACGCGAGCGGUACCCGCUCCACAUCAUGCGAGCGAGAGCGAAGAUCGCUAUGGCAGCGGCACUGGCAGCAGCUACACAAGCCGCUUUCUAAACAAGAGCAAGAGCAGCGCCAUUGUAACGCAACCCUCGCUAUCCACGCCCACCGCCUCCUUCGAUGAGGACGCCACCGGAACGGGCGACGAUUCGGACAGUCGCUACGGAACGGGCCGCUCCCGCUACUUGGCCAUGAAGGAGCGACGCACCCGGCUGGCCCGCAGCCGCUCGUCCCACCAGUUUGGCAACGAUGACGAGGAUCUGGAUGAGCCGGUGUCCCCCACAACGGUCUCGCCGUCCGCUUACCUGGCCUCAAGGUACAGCGGCUAUGGCAGCAGUGACCUGGCCCGCAGCCGCUCCUCCCACGCCCUCAAGUCGCGCGACAACUCCCCGAUCACCGAUCGCGGAGCGGGCUCGUCGCGGUCCAGCGGCCUGGGCGGCAGCUCGGCGACGGACAGCAAGGACGGCGAGGCCUUGAGCUCCUGGGCACGGUACCUGAAGAACAAGUACGGUAACAAGGGCAGCAAGGACUCGGCCGGCAGUAGCGGCAGCGCACGCGACUCGCACGCGGGCAGCUCGACGUCCGCCUCGGCGGGCGCCGGGUCGUCCUCAUUGGCGUCGUCGCAUGCGCACGGCUACGGGAGCGGUACGAGCGGCUCGAGCGGUCGGAGCACCGCCAGCGAGGUAUCGCGACGGCUGAGCCUGGGACUGCCCUUGAGGCAGGCCAACGAGCUGGCCUCCUCCGACGAUGACGGGUCAAAAAACGGGCUAGGCUCCCCUACGUCCCCUACGGUAGCAGCAGCAGUGGCAGCAGCCGGUAUAACCGGAGCGGCAGGUACUAUCCCUAAACAGGUGUACCUGCGCAAGCGCCAGCAGCUGUUCCAGCUGGGGGGCCGGGGGAGCGAGCCCGGAUCCUUCACAUGGCCUCGCGGUCUGGCCGUCGGCCCCGACAAUAGCAUCGUGGUCGCCGACUCCAGCAACCACCGCGUCCAGGUCUUCGACUCCAACGGCAUCUUCGUCAAGGAGUUCGGCGAGUACGGUAACGGCGAGGGAGAAUUCGACUGCCUGGCCGGAGUGGCGGUGAAUCGCAUCGGCCAAUACAUCAUAGCCGAUAGAUACAAUCAUCGCAUACAAGUGCUCGAUCCGCAAGGACGAUUCCUGCGCGCCUUCGGUUCGCAGGGCACCGCAGAUGGCAAAUUCAAUUAUCCUUGGGGCGUAACAACCGAUGCACUCGGCUUCAUUUACGUGUGCGAUAAGGAGAACCACAGAGUGCAGGUUUUCCAAUCCGAUGGUUCCUUCGUUGGCAAAUUCGGUUCCUGCGGCCGUGGCGAGGGACAACUUGAGCAUCCGCAUUAUAUAGCCGUAUCGAAUACGAAUCGUGUGAUUGUUUCCGAUUCGAAUAACCACAGGAUUCAGAUAUUCGACGUAAACGGCAAGGUGCUGUCCACGGUGGGCGGCGAGGGUUCCGACGACGGCCAGUUCAAGUUUCCACGCGGCGUGGCCGUGGACGAUCAGGGCUACAUAUUCGUGGCCGAUUCGGGCAACAAUCGCAUACAGAUCUUCAAUCCCGAUGGCAGCUUCCUGAAGACCUUCGGCUCCUGGGGCUCCGGCGACUCGGAGUUCAAAGGACUCGAGGGCGUGGCCAUCAUGUCAAAUGGCAACAUUUUGGUCUGCGAUCGCGAGAAUCACCGCGUCCAAGUCUUCUGAUCCGAACCCACGAUACCCGAGGAGAACUCAUUGCAUUAUCUCAUUUCGAUUUGUCUUUCUUUUAUUUAUUUUGUCUUUAAUUAUUUUUUGUUACGAAGUGCCAAAGCAAUUAUUGCCUCUAUUUCUAUGCCUAGAAACUGUGCCAAUUAGCUGAAAAAAAUCGAAAAACUUUUUGUUCAACCAAAGGAAAAAAAAGGAAACCUAUGAAUAAAAAAAGCGAAAACUCGUCAGAGUUUGAGUGAA